Molecule: messenger RNA, 1536 nt
Organism: Eruca vesicaria subsp. sativa (arugula)
Lineage: Eukaryota; Viridiplantae; Streptophyta; Magnoliopsida; Brassicales; Brassicaceae
Source: the annotation of a GenBank genome assembly
AUGUCAAUAAAGGUAUUGUCGUCGCUUGAUGCAGCACGAACACAAUGGUACCAUUUCAAAGCGAUUAUAAUCGCAGGAAUGGGACUAUUCACCGACGCUUACGACCUCUUCUGCAUCGCACCGAUCAUGAAAAUGAUAAGCCAUAUUUAUUACCACGGUGACUCCAUCAGCACACCAGUUCUCUCCAUCUCUUACGCCAUCGCUCUCCUCGGGACAGCGACGGGUCAACUCGUGUUCGGUUACCUCGGGGACCGAGUUGGUCGUCGCAGAGUCUACGGGUUUUGUCUCAUCAUCAUGAUCCUAAGCUCUUUUGGUUGUGGCUUCUCCGUGUGCACGACUCGUAGGUCUUGCGUUUUGGUCAGCCUCGGUUUCUUUCGGUUUAUUCUCGGUUUGGGUAUUGGUAGUGAUUACCCUCUCUCGGCUACCAUCAUGUCUGAGUUCGCGAAUAAGAGGACACGUGGCUCCUUUAUAGCUGCCGUGUUCUCCAUGCAAGGGUUGGGAAUUCUUGUGAGCUCUGCCGUGACGAUGGUUGUUUGCGUCGCGUUUAAAAACAUUGGCGGCGAUUCGAAGGCGGAUGGGGAGGCUCCGGCUGAAGCUGACGUGGCGUGGAGGCUGAUACUUAUGAUCGGUGCUCUUCCUGCUGCACUGACCUUAUACUGGCGAAUGUUGAUGCCAGAAACCGCAAGAUACACAGCACUGGUGGAAAAUAAUAUCGUCCAAGCAUCAAAAGACAUGCAAAAAGUCAUGUCAAUAUCUGAUAUCUCCGUCGAAACAACGACGGAGCCACCUCCCCCUCCGCCGCCUUCAUACAAACUCUUCUCCACUCGCUUCCUUCGCCUCCACGGCCGCGACCUCUUUGCCGCAUCCGCUAACUGGUUCCUAGUAGACGUCGUCUUCUACACAAGCAACUUCCUCCUCUCCCAAAUUUUCACUAACUACUCCUCUAAACCUUCUUCCUCCGCAACCAAAAACGUCUACGACGCAGCCUUCGAAGUGUCGAAACUAGGAGCCAUCGUCGCCGCUUGCUCCACCAUUCCCGGUUACUGGUUCACGGUUUUCUUGAUCGACAAGGUAGGUCGUGUCAAGAUCCAGCUUAUGGGGUUUUUCUUCAUGGCCGUUAUUUAUUUAGCCGCGGGUAUACCGUACACUUGGUAUUGGUCAACGCAUGAGCAGAUAAAGAAAGGCUUCAUGAUUCUCUACGGUUUGGUUUUCUUCUUUUGUAACUUUGGUCCCAACACUACAACUUUUAUCAUUCCCGCAGAGCUUUUCCCGGCUAGGUUUAGGUCGACUUGCCACGGGAUAUCUGGAGCCGCAGGUAAGCUUGGGGCUAUUGUGGGUACUGUUGGGUUCUUGUGGGCUACGAAGAAAGUAGAAUAUGGCGAUGAUAAGUACCAGUUUUAUCCUGAUGCGAACCGUAUGAGAAUUGCUUUCUUGAUUCUUGGUGGAGUUUGCAUUGCUGGAAUCUUUGUCACGUAUUUCUUCACGAAGGAAACUAUGGGAAGAUCGUUAGAGGAGAACGAAUACGAACAAGAAUGA